Messenger RNA from Molossus molossus (Pallas's mastiff bat), 3369 nucleotides. RefSeq names its product amyloid beta precursor protein binding family A member 2 (gene APBA2). Gene Ontology annotation, molecular function: amyloid-beta binding; protein binding. Gene Ontology annotation, cellular component: cytoplasm; plasma membrane; dendritic spine. The record is from RefSeq and is a predicted model, not a curated record. Gene Ontology annotation, biological process: chemical synaptic transmission. The transcript has 13 exons. The coding region runs from base 95 to 2359 and encodes 754 amino acids. Lineage: Eukaryota; Metazoa; Chordata; Mammalia; Chiroptera; Molossidae.
AAAGAGUUCAUCACCAGGAGGUUUCCCCGGACAUUCGCAAACCACUCGUUUUUGUGGCUGCCUCCUGGUGACGAUGGCCGCGUGAGCAUCUGCCAUGGCCAACCGCAAGCGCCAGAGCACAGCGAGCAGCAUGCUGGACCACAGAGCGAGGCCGGGCCCCGUGCCCCGUGGCCAGGAGCCCGAGAGCCAGGACGCCGAGCUGCCUCUGGAGGAGUACGUGCCUCAGGGCCUGGAGCUGGCCACGCUGCGGGCCGAGAGCCCCACGCCCCCGGAGCAGAGCUGCCAUGACCACAGCCCCGACGGGGACUCCAGCUCCGACUACGUGAACAACACUUCAGAGGAGGAGGACUAUGAUGAGGGCCUCCCAGAGGAGGAGGAGGGCAUCACCUACUACAUCCGCUAUUGUCCCGAGGAUGACAGCUACCUUGAAGGCAUGGACUGCAACGGGGAGGGGUACCUGGCCCACGGUGCGCGCCACCCAGACACAGACGAGUGUCAGGAGGCUGUGGAGGAGUGGACGGACUCGGCCGGCCUGCACCCCCAUGGCCACGGGGACGGAGGUGGCCCGGACUACCGGGAUGGCCACCUCUCCAUCCCAGAGGAUGAGGCCUCGGUGCUGGGGGUCCAGGACCAGGAGGAAGGCAUCCACUACUGUCCCAGCGAAGACGGUUACCAGAACUACUACCCCCCCGAGGCCAACGGCAACGCGGACCGUGCGUCUCCCUAUCGCCCAAGGCGUGGGGAUGGGGACCUAGAGGACCAGGAGGAGGACAUCGACCAGAUUGUGGCUGAGAUCAAGAUGAGCUUGAGUAUGACCAGCAUCGCCAGUGCCGGAGAGGCCAGCCCCGAGCACGCGCUGGUGCCGGGGCCGGAGCCAGGGCCAGGGGACUCCACAGAGGCCGGCCUGCCCGGAGAGACCAGCCGCGGCCCCAGCCGGCACGAGGGAAGGCCCAAGUCACUCAACCUUCCUCCUGAGGCCAAGCUCCCCGGAGACCCCCAGAGAAGCUUCAAGACCAAGAGCAGGACUCCCGAGGAGAGGCCAAAGUGGCCCCAAGAGCAGGUCUGCGAGGGUUUGGAGCAGCUGAGGAAGCAGCAGCGCUCAGAUCUCAACGGGCCCGUCGAUAACAACAACGUCCCGGAGACAAAGAAGGUGGCAUCCUUUCCGAGUUUUGUGGCUGUGCCAGGGCCUUGCGAGCCAGAGGACCUCAUUGACGGGAUCAUCUUCGCCGCCAACUACCUGGGGUCCACCCAGCUGCUCUCGGAACGGAACCCGUCCAAAAACAUCAGGAUGGUGCAAGCCCAGGAGGCCGUCAGCCGGGUCAAGAGGAUGCAGAAAGCGGCUAAAAUCAAGAAAAAAGCGAGUUCCGAGGGGGACGCCCAGACUCUGGCGGAAGUGGACCUCUUCAUCUCCACCCAGAGGAUCAAGGUGUUAAAUGCGGACACACAGGAAGCCAUGAUGGACCACGCCUUGCGCACCAUCUCCUACAUCGCCGACAUCGGGAACAUCGUGGUGCUGAUGGCCCGGCGGCGCAUGCCCCGCUCGGCCUCCCAGGACUGCAUCGAGACCACGCCGGGGGCCCAGGAGGGGAAGAAGCAGUACAAGAUGAUCUGCCACGUGUUCGAGUCUGAGGACGCCCAGCUGAUUGCCCAGUCCAUCGGCCAGGCCUUCAGCGUGGCCUACCAGGAGUUCCUGCGGGCCAACGGCAUCAACCCCGAGGACCUGAGCCAGAAGGAGUACAGCGACAUCAUCAACACCCAGGAGAUGUACAACGAUGACCUCAUCCACUUCUCAAACUCGGAGAACUGUAAGGAGCUGCAGCUGGAGAAGCACAAGGGAGAGAUCCUGGGUGUGGUGGUGGUGGAGUCGGGCUGGGGCUCCAUCCUGCCCACGGUGAUCCUGGCCAACAUGCUGAACGGGGGCCCCGCCGCCCGCUCGGGGAAGCUGAGCAUCGGGGACCAGAUCAUGUCCAUCAACGGCACCAGCCUGGUGGGGCUGCCCCUGGCCACCUGCCAGGGCAUCAUCAAGGGUCUGAAGAACCAGACGCAGGUGAAGCUCAACAUCGUCAGCUGCCCGCCGGUCACCACGGUCCUCAUCAAGCGGCCAGACCUCAAGUACCAGCUGGGCUUCAGCGUGCAGAACGGAAUUAUCUGCAGCCUCAUGCGGGGAGGCAUCGCCGAGCGAGGGGGCGUCCGCGUGGGCCACCGCAUCAUCGAGAUCAACGGGCAGAGCGUGGUAGCCACAGCCCACGAGAAGAUUGUGCAGGCUCUGUCCAACUCAGUCGGAGAGAUCCACAUGAAGACCAUGCCCGCUGCCAUGUUCCGGCUGCUCACGGGCCAGGAGACCCCGCUGUACAUCUAGGCCCCCCGCUGCCUGGGCCCAGGAGCCGGAGGCCGGACCCAGGACCUGACCCCACACCCACCAGGGACGCUGGCUGCCCUGAAGGGAUCCCCUGACCACCCACUUCUUUUUUCCUGACAAACAAGGGGUCUGCCUAUAUCAAAGGAGAGUCCAGGAACAAUCUUUGUAAAACAGUCAAGUAUUUGCUGCGUCCUGAUCCGUUUUCUCAUUGCGACUGACGAGGUGUGUGUUGUGCCUCCGUGUGCUGUGGAUGUCUGUCCGAGGCUGUGAAUGAGUGCGGUGUUUCGGGUGUGGCCACGAGGGGGUCCACAGCCAGCGCCUGGGCAGCAGAGGCGGGGCCUCGGGAGGCCCGACGGCCCCCGACGGGCUGGUGGUGCCGCUGCUGUGUCCUCCGGCAGCUGGCUCUCGGGACAUCCUGUGAGUGCCGUUUGGGAACACGCGGUUGUACUGAACUUGGACAGAGGACCGUUCCUGAGUUAAAUAAAAGAUCAUGGCCACACAGCAGAAUUCCAUAACGAUUUAGCAAACCCGCUGGUUUGACUUUGAAUUUUGACCAGCCGUCCUUCAGACUCGAGGGUUUUCGGAUGACCCGUGACCUCGCCUGUGCUCUGGUCUCCGUAGACUCCCUGGGGACAAGGAGGCAGCCCGGGUGUCGGCCCUCUGCUUACACUCUGUCUACACACACGUGCUCCCCCCAGAAAACACAGAACCCCCGAAACUCGCCCGGUGCCACUUGGGGACAGCCGGGAGCCAUUGACACAAGCAGUAUUGGAGCGUGUGCAUCAGCCCAGCCUAGUCCAGCUCCGCCCCUAGAGCUCAGUGUUACCGACGUCCUUGUGUCUGGAAGUCUCUCUGGCCCAGGCCCUGAAGAUACACUGUGAUUAAGAAGCCUUACCCGCAGUAACUGCAGCCCCCGGGCACCGUGCCCGAGGAGUGACCACCUGUGUGUUGCAUGCUGCCCACCUUAGGAAGACUCGCUCACAUCACCAAUAAACCUGACUCAUCACGAA